AUGUCUGAGGACACUGACCACAACUUAACACCUGCCCUCGACAGCAUCUCUUACGGAAUACAGAAUCGAACAGGGUCUGAAAACUCGCUGCUGGAUGAUGAUGAUGAUGAUGAUGAUUAUUUUCUGAACUCUGGGGAUCUUGCAGGCAUACCUGUUGUUGGGAGUGACAACGAAGACGAUCAAAAUUUCACUCCAAAAGACUCUCUUUCUUCAGCGAUUCAUGAUGAAGACCAUCUGGAAGAGGGCAAGAGGGUUACAGAACAUGAACUGGACAGCGAAAAAGAAAUUCAGAUUCAGAAUGCAAUCCAAAAGGAUCUCACUUCACCAUUUGAGCAGGGCCCUGUAUUUAAAUCAAUUCGAAAAGAUUUUAGCAUAACAAGAGAUAAUGGCAAAGAGACUUUUUCAGCAAAGGACAAGAAUAGAGAAGGACAUUUUCAAGAGCGUGAAAAACGGUUGGAAAAAAUCCCUAAAGAUAUGGAUUCUAGAUUGAAAAGCAGUUUUCUUGACAAAGGAGUUCAUAAUCAAGUAGAAGAAACAUUACGGACGCAGUUAGCGCCACAAACUCCAGAAACUAACUUCAGGGAGUCUAGCUACCUAUUUUCUAGUAAGGAAUCUAUUGGACAAGAGCUGGGGAAUUCCUUUGCACCAAAUAUUAGAAUUAAGGAGGAGCCUUUGGAUGACGAAUAUGAUAAAGCUAUGGCCCCACAGCAGGGACUAUUAGACAAAAUUAAAGAUGAACCUGAUAAUUCUGAGGAGUACGGCCAACAGCCAAAAUCUCAGGAAGGGGAGCUGAAAAUCAGUGCUGUAUUUUCAGUCAGUGGCAGUCCUCUUGCUCCACAGCUGUCAUCAGGUUUCCAGCCUGCUGUGGCAUCCUCUGGCAUGAGUAAAAUGCUUCCUUCAGUUCCAACCGCAGCUGUUCGGGUUUCCUGUUCUGGCUGUAAAAAAAUACUGCAGAAGGGGCAAACUGCAUACCAGAGGAAAGGCUCGACCCAGCUCUUCUGCUCCACACUGUGCCUCACUGGAUACACCGUUCCAGCUCCUCGCCCACCAGCUUCUACCAAGAAAACCUGCUCAAGCUGCUCAAAAGACAUUCUAAAUCCAAAGGAUGUAAUCACUGCCCAGUUUGACAAUACAAACUCCAGUAAGGAUUUCUGCAGCCAGUCUUGUCUUUCUACGUAUGAACUGAAAAGGAAACCUGUUGUUACUAUUCAUACUAACAGCAUUUCAACCAAAUGCAGUAUGUGCCAGAAGAACGCAGUGAUUAGACACGAAGUGAAUUACCAGAACGUUGUCCACAAGCUCUGCAGCGAUGCCUGCUUCUCCAAGUUCCGCUCGGCUAACAACUUGACCAUGAACUGCUGUGAGAAUUGCGGAGGGUACUGCUACAGCGGCUCUGGCCAGUGUCACAUGCUUCAAAUAGAGGGACAGUCAAAAAAGUUUUGCAGUUCAGCAUGUGUGACAGCAUACAAGCAGAAGUCAGCUAAAAUUACACCUUGCACGCUGUGUAAAUCUUUGAGAUCUUCAGCUGAGAUGAUAGAGAGCACAAAUAACUUGGGAAAAACCGAACUGUUUUGCUCUGUUAACUGCUUGUCAGCGUAUAGAGUAAAAAUGGUUACCUCUGCAGGUGUUCAGGUUCAGUGCAACAGCUGUAAAACUUCAGCAAACCCUCAGUAUCACUUGGCUAUGUCAGACGGGAGCAUACGCAAUUUUUGCAGCUACAGUUGUGUAGUAGCUUUUCAGAAUUUGUUCAACAAGCCUGCAGGAAUGAACUCCUCAGUGGUACCUCUGUCGCAAGGUCAAGUCAUUGUAAGCAUUCCCUCGGGGGCCACGGUAUCGGCCGGUGGCACCACCUCAACUGUGUCCCCCAGCUCCAUGAGCAGUUCAGCUGCAGCGGGUCUACAGAGGCUGGCUGCCCAGUCCCAGCAAGUCACUUUUGCCCGCCCUGUUGUAAAACUCAGGUGUCAGCACUGUAACAGAUUGUUUGCAACCAAACCCGAACUGCUUGACUACAAGGGUAAAAUGUUCCAGUUUUGUGGGAAGACCUGCUGUGAUGAGUAUAAGAAGAGGAGCAGUGUAAUGGCAUUGUGUGAAUACUGCAGAAUUGAGAAAAUUAUCAAGGAGACAGUGCGAUUCUCAGGCAUAGAUAAAACAUUCUGUAGUGAAGGUUGUAAACUGCUCUAUAAACAUGACUUGGCUAAGCGCUGGGGAAGCCACUGUAAAAUGUGCAGUUACUGUUUACAGACUUCCCCCAAACUGGUCCAGAAUCACUUUGGGGGGAAAAUGGAGGAAUUUUGCUCAGAGGAGUGCAUGUCUAAGUUCACGGUUUUGUUUUACCAGAUGGCAAAGUGUGACGGUUGUAAGAGACAAGGUAAACUCAGCGAGUCCAUGAAAUGGCAAGGCGAGAUCAAGCAUUUUUGCAAUCUGCUUUGUAUUCUGUUGUUCUGUAAUCAGCAAAGUGUUUCUGACCCUCCACCCCCAAACAACACAGCAAACCUUUCUAUGGCACCAGCGUCCUCGUCAGGCCCUCCUUCUUUGAGAAAGGACUCGACCCCUGUCAUAGCAAAUGUGGUGUCCCUUGCAAGCACCCCUGCUGCCCAGCCUACAGUUAACUCCAACAAUGUUUUACAGGGUGCAGUCCCUACUGUGACAGCAAAAAUAAUAGGAGAUGCUAGUACUCAGACAGAUGCCCUAAAGCUGCCGCCGUCCCAACCACCCAGGCUUCUAAAAAACAAAGCAUUGUUGUGCAAGCCAAUCACACAGACUAAGGCCACCUCAUGCAAACCUCACACACAAAACAAAGAAUGCCAGACAGAAGAAGAAGAAGAAGUUCAACCCCAGAUCAUUGUGGUACCUGUUCCUGUACCAGUGUUUGUGCCAGUGCCCCUUCACCUCUACACUCAGUACACACCAGUUCCACUUGGGAUGCCAGUACCUGUACCAGUUCCCAUGCUCUUCCCAACGACCCUGGAUAGUGCUGAUAAGAUCAUUGAAACUAUUCAGGAUAUCAAGGAAAAGAUUCCCACAAAUCCAUUCGAAGCUGAUCUCCUUCAGAUGGCAGAAAUGAUUGCAGAAGAUGAGGAGAAAGAAAAAACACACUCUCAUGGUGGAUCUCAAACAUCUGAGCAUGAGCUCUUCCUGGACCCCAAGAUAUUUGAGAAAGACCAAGGUAGCACUUACAGUGGAGAUCUGGAAUCCGAAGCCGUGUCCACUCCACACAGCUGGGAGGAUGAGUUAAAUCACUAUGCCUUACGAUCGAAUGCCCUGCCAGAACCAGAUCCAGAGCUGAAGCAGUUCUCCAAAGGCGAUGUGGAGCAGGACCUGGAGGCAGAUUUUCCGUCAGACGCAUUUGACCCUCUCAGUAAAGGACUGGGUUUGCAUUCACGUUCACGAGCAAGACGGAGACAUAGAGAUGGCUUCCCACAGCCAAAGAGACGGGGACGAAAGAAGUCUGUAGUUUCCGUAGAGCCCCGGAAUCUGAUGCAGGGCUCCUACCCAGGGUGCUCUGUCUCUGGCAUGACCCUAAAGUAUAUGUACGGGGUAAACGCCUGGAAAAACUGGGUCCAAUGGAAAAAUGCACAGGAGGAACAAGGGGACCUGAAGUUUUCAGUUCGUCCUGUGAAGCUCAAGGAGGACAUUCUCUCAUGCACUUUUGCUGAGCUGAGUUUUGGCUUGUGCCAGUUUAUUCAAGAGGUGCGGAGACCAAAUGGAGAAAAAUAUGAUCCUGACAGCAUCUUAUACUUGUGCCUUGGAAUUCAGCAGUACCUGUUUGAGAAUGGUAGAAUAGAUAACAUUUUUACCGAGCCCUAUUCCAGGUUUAUGAUUGAACUUACAAAACUUUUGAAAAUCUGGGAACCUACAAUUCUUCCAAAUGGUUAUAUGUUCUCGAGAAUUGAAGAGGAACACUUGUGGGAAUGUAAACAGCUGGGCGCAUAUUCCCCUAUCGUUUUAUUGAACACACUUCUAUUCUUCAACACCAAAUACUUCCAACUAAAGAAUGUCAGUGAGCACCUGAAACUGUCCUUUGCCCGUGUUAUGAGACGCACCCGAACUCUGAAGUAUAAUACUAAGAUGACAUAUUUACGUUUUUUCCCACCUUUUCAAAAACAAGAGGUAGAAUCAGAUAAAUUAUCUGUAGGCAAAAGGAAACGCAGUGAAGAUGAGGAGAUUGCAACGGCAGUGGAAAUGGCUGAAAAUACGGAUAAUCCCCUGCGAUGUCCAGUCCGACUUUACGAAUUUUACUUAUCAAAAUGUUCUGAAAGCGUGAAGCAGAGAAGUGAUGUAUUUUACCUUCAACCCGAGCGCUCCUGUGUACCCAAUAGCCCCAUGUGGUAUUCCACAUUGCCAAUAGACCCCGGGACCUUGGACAUCAUGUUAACACGUAUUCUUAUGGUGAGGGAGGUACACGAAGAACUUGCCAAAGUCAAAUCAGAGGACUCUGAUAUUGAGUUAUCAGACUAAUUGAAGUGGGGUAUUUUCCUUUGAGUACACAUCAGAAGCACCAAACUGUGAAUACGUCCAGCCUUUGGAAAAUGUGUAUCAAAUAAGCCAAGAUAAUGUCACCUACAGGCAUAUUUUGAACCACAGUGGAUGUACAAACUGGAACUGGAAGGAAGCAAGCUGUGUAAGCUUCAAGAAACAACGUCCUGUGGCACCGAUAAAUCCUCUGAACAAAUUCAAGAUGAACUAACCUGUUUGAAUGGUGCACAAAUCCUUUAUCUGUUUAGGAUUU
Molecule: messenger RNA, 4729 nt
Organism: Charadrius vociferus (killdeer)
Lineage: Eukaryota; Metazoa; Chordata; Aves; Charadriiformes; Charadriidae
Gene: ZMYM4
Product: zinc finger, MYM-type 4
Exons: 27
Coding region: 1-4458 (1485 amino acids)
Molecular function (GO): zinc ion binding
Source: RefSeq, a predicted model, not a curated record